UAAAAAUAAAAUUUUAAUAUUUGCGAUCUAGAUAUAGAAUGUUAAAAACUUUACAUAUUAGUAUAAUUUGAUAUAAUUUCCGGUACAAAUAGAUUUAUUCGUUAUUCCAUUUUAUUGAUUACUAUAUAAUGUGUAGGAUGGAAAGAGAAAGAGAAAGACGGAGAGAGAGAAAAAGAGAGGAAAACAUUUUUGUUUUAAUAAAAUUAUAGAAAAUUCUAGAUUGUUAAAUAAACAUAGGAUAAUGACAUCGUUAGGGAUCAGUAAUUGUCUGUUUUAGGAAUCAAUAUCAUUUUUGGUUAUUACAUAUGAAAAUUAGUCAUAAAAUCCGAAUAUUUACUUAAAUUUAUUUCGGUUGAAGCAAGCAAUUAAAUUAAAUUCCUUCGAACGAACACAAAGUCACAUAUUUACGUAAUCAAACGGUUUAGGAAAUUUGAUAAAAGUUCGAUUAUCGAUUAAUUGCUUUCGAUACUCAAAGUAGUGCUUAUUUCAAGUAAUCGGUGAAGUUGACCAGAUCGCGUGUUUUACGAAUAAACGAACGUUCGACGUUAUUUCUCAACAUUUCUAAUGAUUAUUGAAACUUUCGAAAAUAAGAUGGAAGAUGAAUCUAUACAACCAGGAACAAGUCAAGCUGAUUUUAUUGAAAAGGAAUUGAAUUUUGACAUAGAUCCAAAUGAACCGAUGACAAAAGCAGCUUUAAAUGAACAUCCGCCUGAAGAGUGGAUAGAUAUUUUAGGAAAUGGACAGCUUAAAAAGAAAGUUGUAGAAAGUGGGGAAAAUGGAACACGUCCAAAUAGAUCUGACAUUUGUACUUUAAAAAUUGUUGGUAAAUUAAAAGAUGGUACGAUAGUUGAAGAAUAUGAAGAUCUCAAAAUUCAAUUGGGUGAUGUUGAAGUGAUUCAGGGAUUAGAUUUAGCAAUUGCUUUAAUGGAUGUAAAUGAAGUUGCUGAAAUUGAAGUUGAUCCAAGAUUUGCUUAUGGCUCUCUAGGAAAAGAACCGAAUAUUCCACCAAAUGCCGCUAUUUUUUAUACAGUUCAGUUGAAGUCCAGUGAAUUAGAAGAAGAAAUAGAAACUCUCAAUGUCAAACAACGAAAAGAAAUUGGCAAUAAAAAACGAGAACGUGGAAAUUGGUGGUUUACUCGUAAUGAACCAAUACUUGCGAUUCAGUGUUAUCGGAGAGCAUUAGAAUUUUUGUUACCAACAGAAAGUCGUACAUCCUAUCAGAGUGAAGCAGAAGAUACCACUACUGAUGCAGAACUGCAGGCUUUACUAGAAGAUCGUAUGAAAGUAUAUAAUAAUUUAGCAGCUGCACAAAUGAAAACACAAGCUUAUGAUGCAGCAUUAAAAAGUGUAGAAAGUGUCCUGAGUUGUCAACCUCAAAAUAUAAAAGCACUCUUUAGGAAGGGAAAAAUUUUGCAUUAUAAAGGAGAACAUGCAUUAGCAUAUCAAACAUUGCUUCAAGCAGCAAAAUUAGACCCAGAAACAAAAGCUAUUCAGACAGAAUUAGCUAUUUUAAAAGAGAAGAAUGCUAAGGAUGCUCGACAUGAGAAAAAUCUAUAUCGUAAAAUGUUAGGAACACACAAAAAUAACAAUAAUUCUCAAAAAAAUACAAAAAAACAAAAAAGUAGAAAUUCAUCAAAACUUACAUGGAGCUUAAUUGGUGGAGCAGCUGCGGCAGUUCUAAGUGUAUUCUUAUAUAGAUUUGUUUCAUCAUUCAUUAUUAAUGUUUUUGGGCUAGUAACUUCCACAGUGACAAUUUGUUCUGAAUUAAUAUCUACUAAUGAAAGAACCUGUGAAGUAAAAUCUGGAUUCGAAAAUAAAUUUGUAGAUUCUAAUGGCAAUGAUGAAUUUUCGCACAAGUCAUUAGAGAUGGGUAAUAUUUGCGUUUCUAAAUAUGAAUCAGAAUGUUUGUUAUUAAUAUCCAUGUCUUGAGAAGAUGAAAUUUUUUCAUCUGAUGAUAAAAGUAUAUUAGGUCCUGUGUUAAUUUUUAAUUUUUUAGGUUUAAGGGGUUUUGGUUUUUCUGGUAUUGGAACAAGAUGA
Molecule: messenger RNA, 2037 nt
Organism: Heterotrigona itama
Lineage: Eukaryota; Metazoa; Arthropoda; Insecta; Hymenoptera; Apidae
Source: the annotation of a GenBank genome assembly